Trachymyrmex septentrionalis is the source of this 1386-nucleotide messenger RNA. RefSeq lists its product as uncharacterized. Lineage: Eukaryota; Metazoa; Arthropoda; Insecta; Hymenoptera; Formicidae. The record is from RefSeq and is a predicted model, not a curated record. The transcript has a single exon. Bases 46 to 846 code for a protein of 266 amino acids.
AGGAGAUCUUUUUUGUGCAAACUUUGAACUUAUCAGAUCGACACAAUGGCGAUAUUCAGCGUCAGAUCUUGCCUGCCUGUUCUUGUUGCCUAUGUCAUCGUCAACAUACCGCUCGUUCAAGGUCGGAGUCUAAGACGACGACACGGACAUCAUUCUCAUUUGAAUUAUUACAAUUUCGAGGAAUCGCUGCCACGAGAUUUAUCGGGUCGACGUCUCGACGACGAUCUCGAGUACUACCAUGAUUUUCAAGGACGGAAGAAGAGCCGCGAAUAUCCUCAAGUCCUGGAUCGUUCCUUGGCGUACGGGGAGGACUCGGAGGAGCGAGUACCAAUGUCCUUCCAUCGAUACAAGCACGAGUACGAUUCGAGAGAUCGCGGGUCUUUACGAAAGGAUUUUCCGCGCAAGCACAACGACUUUAACGCGCUCUCGAUGAGAUUCGUCGCUAGGAGAAAACGUCACAACAAAUUUGGGACUGUCGCGAGCUAUCACAGAUUCAAUCCGAGAGACGUUACCUGGCGAUUCGAGGAUGAACUUAGGGUGCAAGAAAAAGUUUUCGAGCUGGAAGUGAAGCAGGCGCAGAACAGCUCCAUUUGCAACUACACCGUGGAGUCGAUCCCGGACACCCGCGGUACCCGGGUACCGAAGGAUCUGGAGCACGUGAGGUGCAAUCACAUCGGCAGCAGCUGUCAGGGCACCGGCACUUAUUGCUGCAUACAGACUUACAGGAACAUCGAGGUAUCUUACGGCGACGGCGACACAGAGACAAUGAAGCUCUACGUUGGUUGCGUGUGUGCCCUUCAGGUCUUCGAUAGUAUGAUGGGCUCGGAGAUAUCCAUCAGCGAUUGACACCGAGAGCUCGCUGGGAUCACUCGGGGGAGAGACUGGGGAGCAGUGACGAUUCGCUUCGGUGAUGAAUUCGCCACGGUGGCGACGAUCAGUGGCGGUGAUCUUCGAACCGGCGCGAAUCGAGCGAGACGCGUCUUCGAAGGAGAGACGGCGAUUGAAACGAAGCAAAAAAAAAAAAACGCAACUGUGCUGUCGCGAAUGAUGACCUUGCAAUUGGCAAUCCGUAGACGAACGGACAUCUUCCUUUUUUUUCUCUCUUUACGCAGGAACUUGUUUGAAGAUUGCGUCUAGUGACGCGCGAAUACCGGGAACGUAAUAGAUUUACUUAAAACGUUUGACGUUGGAACGGUGACGGGGAGUUACGGAACUGCGGCGGGACGGUGGGAGGAGAAAGUUACAAAAGAGCGGAACCGCAGCGUGCGCGUACGAGCGCUCCAAGAUGGAUCUCUUCUCAGUUUUUUGCCCCCUUCGUUCCGAGACUUCGUUCGCAGUCGAUAAUAUACAUGCGUAGCCAACGAAAUCGCGAUCGUCCCUCCGACA